Messenger RNA from Alnus glutinosa, 919 nucleotides. Its product is annotated as abscisic stress-ripening protein 5-like. Gene Ontology annotation, biological process: methylation. The coding region runs from base 81 to 626 and encodes 181 amino acids. Gene Ontology annotation, molecular function: nucleic acid binding; methyltransferase activity. The record is from RefSeq and is a predicted model, not a curated record. The transcript is spliced from 2 exons. Lineage: Eukaryota; Viridiplantae; Streptophyta; Magnoliopsida; Fagales; Betulaceae.
AACUGAUCUCUCACAGAAUCACCCACCCAUCAAUCAUAUACAUCUUUUCCACACUUCAAGACUUAACCACCACCACCACCAUGGCUGAAGAGAAGCACCACCACGGCCACUUCCACCACAAGAAGGACGAUGAAGAAAGGCCUUAUGACACUGUCUACUCCGACCAAAGGCCUUCUGACACUGUCUACUCCGACCAAAGGCCUUCUGACACUGUCUAUUCCGACCCUCCUUAUUCCACCGAAACUGCUUAUUCCUCCGAGACCACCUACUCCUCCGGCGGCAAGGGAGGGUACGGCUCCGGUGGCCCGGGUGGGUACGCAGUUGAUACCACAGAAGUGAUCACCGAGUCUGGCCCUGACUACGAGAAGGAAGAGAAGCACCACAAGCAUCUAGAGCACGUCGGCGAGUUUGGCGCUGCCGCUGCCGGUGCUUAUGCCUUGUACGAGAAGCACAAGUCAUCGAAGGACCCAGAGCAUGCCCACAGGCACAAGAUAGAGGAGGAGGUUGCAGCUGCGGCUGCAGUUGGAGCAGGCGGAUUUGCCUUCCAUGAGCAUCAUGAGAAGAAAGAGACAAAGGAAGAAGAGGAGGAGUCUCAGGGAAAGAAGCACCACCAUCUUUUCGGAUGAAAAGAGAAGACCCGGCCCCAACCAUGGAUGGAUCUCUUCCGAUCGAGUGUCUUUAUUAAUUAAUUAACUACGUGUUUUCUCUGUGUUACGUUGUACGUGAUUAUACCACCAGUAAGCAGCUACCCUAAAUAAUACUUUGUGCGUGAGUGAGUGAGCUUGUGAAUGCUGCCUUGGUUGGUACAUGUCCUUGUUAAUUAAGGGUGUCAUCACUCAUCUGAUGGCUGAUGCUCUUAUUUAAUUUCUCUUUUUUAUCUUUUGGCGAUGUUAAUAAUAAUAUGCAGGUUCCUUUUUCA